Messenger RNA from Misgurnus anguillicaudatus (oriental weatherfish), 2875 nucleotides. It is a transcript of the gene pla2g12b, whose product is annotated as phospholipase A2, group XIIB. Gene Ontology annotation, biological process: lipid catabolic process; cholesterol homeostasis; phospholipid metabolic process. NCBI's taxonomy places the organism in Eukaryota, Metazoa, Chordata, Actinopteri, Cypriniformes, Cobitidae. Gene Ontology annotation, cellular component: extracellular region. The record is from RefSeq and is a predicted model, not a curated record. Gene Ontology annotation, molecular function: calcium ion binding; A2-type glycerophospholipase activity.
CACGAUUCACUAUCAAUAGUCUCUGUUUGUGCUGCUCAGUCUUCUUCCCAAAACCCUUCACCGCUAUCCAUCUCACCUUCUCUUGGACCCUUCAGAUCUGUUGGGACCCGGUGUUGCAUCAUGUUGUCCCGUGUGCUGGUGCUUCUUUGGCUGUGUAUCUCUACAGGCUUGGCCGCCACGCUCAUCCAGGCCGCAGUGGACUCGACAGCUGAUGGGUCUGUUUUACCUGAAGCUCAGGCGGAUGAGACACCAAAUGUGGAGUUUCAGCCAGAAGACAUCCUAAAGGAAGAUGCCCUUGCUGGGGAGAAACCAGCAGAGACUCAAAGUGCCACUGAAGAGUCUGAGGACGAUUCAUACUGGGGGCUGAACUCAAUCCGAGGAAGCUUCCAGUCAGUAAAUAGUUAUUUUGACUCAGUACUGGAGUUGAUGGGAGGACGGGAUGGUGUGUGUCAGUACCGCUGUAGAUAUGGUAAAGCUCCUCAGCCUCGUCCUGGCUACCAGAUGCCUGAACCUGACGGCUGUAGCACCUCGCUGCUUGGCUUCCAGGUACCAAACAGUUUUGAUGUGGGUGUUCCAGCCAUGACUAAGUGCUGUAACCAGUUAGACAUUUGCUACGACACCUGCGGUUCGAACAAGUACCGCUGUGACACAAAGUUUCGCUGGUGCCUUCACAGCAUCUGUGGUGAUCUCAAGAAGAGUCUGGGCUUAGUUGCAAAGGUUCAAGCAUGCGAGACCUUUGCUGACACCAUGUAUAACACAGUGUGGACUUUGGGCUGCAGACCCUUCAUGAACAGCCAGAGGGCAGCGUGCUAUUGUGAAGGAGAAGAGAAAGAUGAGCUGUAGACAUUUGCACAUCAUCUUUAACACCUGUGAACACUCUUCAUGUGUUUACAACACUGACUCCACGGCAGAGAUCAGCAGUGUUCAAAUUGAGGGGGGGCUGGGGUGGUCCUGGACCUCCUAUAAGCGUUGAGGGAAACCCUAUAAGCACAGAAAUAUAAAUGGGGGGCUGGUUUUUAUUCAAAUUAAAAUACUACAUGAAUUUAAAAAUUCUGGUGUUGAGGUGCCACAAAGUGAUACUGUCCAUUAUUUGUCCCAAUUUCGCAAUAAACUAAUCCAAACGAUUUCACACUAAUUUGAGAGGUAAAAAUGGUUAGGGUUUGAAUUAAGGGUCAUUUGAGGUUUCUUUGAUUAAAACAUUGAUCCAGGAUCAACAUUGUAAUCCUGGGGGGCUUGGCCAGGGGGAUGAGGCUUGAUUAGGGGACCCCCAUAGUCUUUAACAAUUCGAACACUGGGGAUCAGUAAAUUUCACAAAAACACUUCCAGUUCACAUUUAAAUAUAUAAAAUAUAUUUAUUACAAGCCAAAAUACACUCACCUAAAGGAUUAUUAGGAACACCAUACUAAUACUGUGUUUGACCCCUUUCGCCUUCAGAACUGCCUUAAUUCUACGUGGCAUUGAUUCAACAAGGAUAGCGUCUUGCAGUUGAUGGAGAUUUGUGGGAUGCACAUACAGGGCACAAAGCUCCCGUUUCACCACAUCCCAAAGAUGCUCUAUUGGGUUGAGAUCUGGUGAGAUCUUAGUACAGUGAAUUCAUUGUCCAUGUUCAAGAAACCAAUUUUGAAAUAAUUCGAGUUUUGUGAUAUGGUGCAUUAUCCUGCUGGAAGGAGCCAUCAGAGGAUGGGUACAUGGUGGUCAUAAAGGGAUGGACAUGGUCAGAAACAAUGCUCAGGCAGGCCGUGCCAUUUAAACGAUCCUCAAUUGGCACUAAGAGCCUAAAGUGUGCCAAGAAAACAUCCCCCACACCAUAACACUAUUGCAUUAAUGAGAAAUUGAACAGGUGUUCCUAAUAAUCCUUUAGGUGAGGGUAUUUUCACCCCAGUUUGCAUUAUGAUUGUCAUUUGAUUUUUAUUACUGAUGGGGUUAUAAUAUUAAAAUGGAGUUUUCGUGUUUUUUUUUUUUUAAGAAAUCGCAUGAAGUAGAAUUUAAAUAAUAUUUCAGUAUUUUUUUUAAUUGAGAAUUCGAGUGGAGGUGUCACAUACUGUAAACCAUUUUUUUUUUUACUUUUUAUGGCAGGGACCCUCACAUAUGAUGAAACUUUAGCGAGGAACCCCUUUCCUUAAAUAUAUAUCAUAUAUUUUACAAAUAAACAUUUAAACUGUGAUAGAUAAAUAGUAAUGAGAUAUUAUAAAGAAAGCAAAUUGUUUACAAACUUAAAUAAUUGGCUACACAUAGACUUCACAAUUUGUCGUUUUUCUCUUGAAAUUUUUUUGGGGGGCCCUAUUCGAAAACCCCUGACAUAAACAAUGCCUCAAUGCAAUGAAAUCUGUUUUUAUUUUCAUUUCCAUAAUACAGUAUAUACUAUUUUCUUUGGUUUGAUUUUAUGUGAAAUGUGAUAUUGGGUGAGAUUCACCCACUAAUGUGUGGACUAGUGCUGAUGGAUCAGUUUAAGUAAAACAAAGGAAUUUGAUAUGUUUGGAUGAAAGUGCAUAUUUGUAGCUACUUUAUCACUGUGUGCCGUUUCUUCCUAUGAGAGGAUAAAAUACCCAGUCCAAGUUACAUGAACAUGGGUACAAAGCUGACAUCAUUACAGUAAAACAUCCAGUGAAUAGAUGCUGUCGGCAUGACUUUUGCUGUAAGUUGUUGAAGAUUAGGAUAGUGAUAUUUAUAAACAAAACACAGGGAUGUUCAGGAAACAAUAUGCUGUAAAAUAAAACUCAUCUGAGCCAAAUGCUUAUUUUUAUUUUGAAUUUUAUUUAAACUCAAAUUCAUAUUUAAUCUGUCUGAACCUUAGCAAUGCAAAGGUUGUUUAUUACACUGUGAAAGACAAUAAAAUGACAUGAUGCCUGUGACAAAUAAAACUAUUGUAUUACUG